Molecule: messenger RNA, 1745 nt
Organism: Molossus molossus (Pallas's mastiff bat)
Lineage: Eukaryota; Metazoa; Chordata; Mammalia; Chiroptera; Molossidae
Gene: USF2
Product: upstream transcription factor 2, c-fos interacting
Exons: 10
Coding region: 148-1188 (346 amino acids)
Biological process (GO): regulation of transcription by RNA polymerase II
Molecular function (GO): RNA polymerase II cis-regulatory region sequence-specific DNA binding; protein dimerization activity; DNA-binding transcription factor activity, RNA polymerase II-specific
Source: RefSeq, a predicted model, not a curated record
UCCUCCGUCCCCUCCUGCCGCGCGGCGUGAGCGCCGGGCUCGGGGGCCCCCCCCGGCCGCCCGCCCCCUCCCCUCCCUCCCCUCCCCACCCCACCCCACCCCUCCCCUCCCCCCGGGCCGCGCGCCCCCCCCCGCCCCCACCCCCCCAUGGACAUGCUGGACCCGGGUCUGGAUCCCGCUGCCUCGGCCACCGCUGCUGCCGCCGCCAGUCACGACAAAGGACCCGAGGCAGAGGAGGGCGUCGAGCUGCAGGAGGGCGGGGACGGCCCUGGGGCGGAGGAGCAGACGGCGGUGGCCAUCGCCAGCGUCCAGCAGGCGGCGUUCGGCGACCACAACAUCCAGUACCAGUUCCGCACAGAGAAUAAUGGAGGACAGGUGACAUACCGCGUAGUCCAGGUGACUGAUGGUCAGCUGGAUGGCCAAGGCGACACAGCAGGCGCCGUCAGCGUCGUGUCUACGGCUGCCUUUGCUGGGGGGCAGCAGGCUGUGACCCAGGUGGGUGUGGAUGGGGCAGCCCAGCGCCCGGGUCCCGCUGCUGCCUCUGUGCCCCCAGGUCCGGCAGCACCCUUCCCACUGGCUGUAAUCCAAAAUCCCUUCAGCAAUGGCGGCAGCCCAGCAGCUGAGGCUGUCAGUGGGGAGGCACGAUUUGCCUAUUUCCCAGCAUCCAGUGUGGGAGAUACCACAGCUGUGUCGGUACAGACCACAGACCAGAGCUUGCAGGCCGGAGGCCAGUUCUAUGUCAUGAUGACGCCCCAGGACGUGCUUCAGACAGGAACGCAAAGGACGAUUGCACCCCGGACACACCCCUACUCCCCGAAAAUUGAUGGAACUAGAACACCCCGGGACGAGAGAAGGAGAGCUCAGCACAAUGAAGUGGAGCGGAGGCGGAGGGACAAGAUCAACAACUGGAUUGUCCAACUUUCAAAAAUCAUUCCAGAUUGUAAUGCGGACAAUAGCAAGACAGGAGCGAGUAAAGGAGGGAUCCUGUCGAAGGCCUGCGACUACAUCCGGGAGCUGCGCCAGACCAACCAGCGCAUGCAGGAGACCUUCAAGGAGGCCGAGCGGCUGCAGAUGGACAAUGAGCUCCUGAGGCAGCAGAUCGAGGAGCUGAAGAAUGAAAACGCCGUGCUUCGUGCCCAGCUGCAGCAGCACAACCUGGAGAUGGUGGGCGAGAACAACCGGCAGUGACGCCCGCCCGUCGUGCAGCGGGGGCCUCUGGGCCUCUGCUGCCCCCUUCCCCAGCCCUUAGCACAGAGAGGGACACAUGCCCCUCCCCCAGCUGCGUUUUUUUAUAGUAGAUUUUUAACAAAAUAAAUGGGGAGAAGUAAUGCAUUUCUGUGGAUAAGCACCCACCGCUCUCCUCAACGUGGAAAUGAUGUCCUCCCUCCCCAUCUGUCUGUGUCCCUUCUCCCGGCCCCCACUAAGCCCCAGCACUUCUAGUGGUCUCGCCUGGAGGCAAAAGGGAGGAGGACAGAGGCCCUGCCAUAUCCCACUGCCUCUUUGGUCUCUAGAGGUACUGUGACGGUGCUUAUGGGAAGGAGGGGAGCCUUUGGGGGGCCAUCCCUGGGACCUGGACCUAAGCAGGGAGGCCGUGGCCCACCCCACCUCUUGUUUCUGGAUUCCUGCUCCCCUUUGGGUGUGUGUGUGUGUUUUAAUUUUCUUUAUGGAAAAAAUGGACAAAAAAAAUAGAGAGAGAGAGAGGUAUUUAACUGCAAUAAACUGGCCCCAUGUGGCCCCGCCUUGUC